This is a messenger RNA of Schistocerca gregaria, 1579 nucleotides long. Its product is annotated as serine/arginine repetitive matrix protein 1-like. The annotation marks the transcript as partial. Lineage: Eukaryota; Metazoa; Arthropoda; Insecta; Orthoptera; Acrididae. The record is from RefSeq and is a predicted model, not a curated record. The transcript is spliced from 2 exons.
AUGUCGUUGAGAGAGGUUGCUUUACCUGCGAAGGGUGUGGCGGAUCGCCGCCCGUCGGGGCCAGCUCAGGCGACUGAGCUGAUCCCGGUGGCGGCCCCAUCCGGCCCCCCACUUAUGACGAACCGGCUUACGACAACUGACCACGACAGGAAUGACUCUUCGGAUUCUGAUGUGCUCUCUCGUGAUCGAGUGUUCAUUCUUAUGAACAAACUCGCUCACGGGGGUUCCUACCCGGGUCGAAAGGACGACGAGGCGACUAUACUCGCCUUCUGUCACAUUCGGAAGGGUGCCACUCUGCCGUACACGAGGCAGCAAGUGUCGGGUGUGCCACCGAGAGCCCCGCCGGUUGAAUUGCGCGAGUCUGCGGUCCCGGCGGUGGCGGCCUCGGCGGGAGUUGCGCCGCUGGCCUCGACCACUGAAGAGGUCGAUGUGCCCCCGGCUGCACCCCUGGUCCCCAAGACACGAGAAGAGCCCGUGGCUACGCUAGCUGCGGCCGCCGAGAUGCAGGAUAUCGACCUGCCUGACGCUAAUUUGGCUGAGGCCAUAGCCGAGUCAGAGCGCCGUGACACUGACUCUGACGCUGCCCGUGCGCCCAGAAAGCGCCGGGCUAUGACGCAUGACGACUCCGACACUCCCUCUCAGACGUCCGACACAGCGAGGCCGCGGAAGAAGGCCUCGAGGGCUUCCCGCCCUUCCACCACGGAGUCUGGGACGACUAUCGCGGGCUCCUCCGCGAGCGCCGCCUCGCCGAGACCGACGAAGACGCGGCGGCCCACUCGUCCACCUGCCACCUCCCGGCAGCCGGAUGAGGAUGGUUUUGUCGCCCCUCCCAGGCGGCGCACUGCCAGGGCUGCUGCGCUGCAGCAACCGACGCCGCUGCCGACCGCCAACGCGUUCGCAGGGGCCAGUGUGGACGCGACUGAAGAUGGUGCCGCGCCUCCUGUGUCGGCCCAAAAGAAGCCCCCGCCCAUCGUCAUCCAAUGGGCGGGCGGGUACAAGGAGUUCCAGCAAAAACUAGACAGGGCGGCUACGUCCGCCACUGUCAAGACUGCUGGCCGUGACCUCUACAAGGUCACGGUGUCCUCCAACGAGGAGUACCGCGCGGUGAUGGACACCAUCUCCAGAGAUGGCCUCCCGGGCCGAAACCACCGGAGCGGAGGGGCUGCUCCUUCUCGUAAGGUGCACCCGUCCACCAGCUUUGCUGCCGCCACCAAGGGCGGACCAUCAGCCGCCACCGCCAGGCGUUCGGAACUGGCGGCGGGCGAGACGAGGCAACCGGCCGCGCCGUCCCCGGCUUCGCCCGGGGGGGAGGCCAACCCACCACCCACGCAGAGCGCGCGGGUUGCCGCCCCGCGCAGGCGUCGCCGGCGCGCGGGCCGGGCCACCCAUGCCGCUGCACGCUGGAAUGCCGAUGACACACUGCCACAACAGACGACGGCACCUCGUGCUACGCCGCAACCGGCUGCCGACGCUCCGCGGCAGUCGUCUGCUACGGAGUUGCCGCAACCGGCCUCCCCAGUGGCGGAGGCCCCCCCAGCGGCCAACGCCGCCCCCUCGGCCACCGAUGCAGCCGAGCUCC